This is a messenger RNA of Pocillopora meandrina, 327 nucleotides long. NCBI's taxonomy places the organism in Eukaryota, Metazoa, Cnidaria, Anthozoa, Scleractinia, Pocilloporidae. The record is from the annotation of a GenBank genome assembly.
AUGAAAACGUAUUCGCAAAGUUUAGCGAACAAACUUAACUCUGGAGAAAAGUUUAACACCAACACCAACACUAGCAGUGGUAGAGGAAAAGAAAGAUUCCUGGGAAGAAGAAAUUCGGAAGCAUUUUUGAAAGCUAAGAGGAGUGUCAUACAUAUCCAGAAUACAUAUAACCUGUGUUGUACCCGAGGGAUUGUCACCAUGAAAGCCCGUUAGCAGAAAGAUGAUCACGUUGAUGGGAAACAGAUGUAUGAGAAUUUGCGUCAUGGAAGGCCUGUACAAACUACACAGGCCAAAGAGCUCCAUUGUUUGGCUGGCAUACCCAAAGGC